Messenger RNA from Phymastichus coffea, 4163 nucleotides. It is a transcript of the gene bi, whose product is annotated as optomotor-blind protein. Gene Ontology annotation, biological process: positive regulation of DNA-templated transcription; regulation of transcription by RNA polymerase II; cell fate specification. The record is from RefSeq and is a predicted model, not a curated record. Gene Ontology annotation, cellular component: nucleus. Gene Ontology annotation, molecular function: DNA-binding transcription factor activity, RNA polymerase II-specific; RNA polymerase II cis-regulatory region sequence-specific DNA binding. NCBI's taxonomy places the organism in Eukaryota, Metazoa, Arthropoda, Insecta, Hymenoptera, Eulophidae. Bases 1 to 1407 code for a protein of 468 amino acids. The transcript has 6 exons.
AUGACGCAACAAUCGACGCGCUUACCAACGGGAAUAAAUCCGCUGGCUGGCAGAAAAAUAGCAAGCGUGCUCGGCAUUUGGCAAGCCGACGAUUUGCCGCGCGGUAUUCUCGGCUGGCAAAUGUUUCCGCAAAUGAAGUUCAGAGUGUCGGGGUUAGACGCCAAAGCCAAGUACAUACUGCUGCUGGACAUUGUGGCGGCCGAUGACUACAGAUACAAAUUUCACAAUAGCAGGUGGAUGGUCGCCGGCAAGGCGGACCCGGAGAUGCCAAAGCGAAUGUACAUACACCCGGACUCGCCGAGCAGCGGUGAGCAGUGGAUGCAAAAAGUCGUGAGUUUCCACAAGCUCAAGCUUACCAACAACAUCAGCGACAAGCACGGCUUUACGAUACUAAACUCCAUGCACAAGUACCAGCCGAGGUUUCACCUGGUCCGAGCCAACGACAUCCUCAAGCUUCCCUACUCCACGUUCAGGAGUUAUGUUUUCAAGGAGACUGAAUUCAUCGCCGUCACUGCUUACCAGAACGAGAAGAUAACGCAGCUGAAGAUCGACAACAAUCCGUUCGCGAAGGGAUUCCGAGACACGGGCGCGGGCAAGCGCGAGAAAAACAGGCAAGCCUUGCUGACCGUGUCGGGCGGCGGCUCCAGGCUGAGCAGCAGUCAGGGCGGGCCCGGCUCCCCCGACAAGCGCCGCUCGUCCAACUCCGGCAACGACUACCUCGACGACGACGACAAGCUGCUGGACGUCGUGGGCCCCGACACGCCGCACCCCGCGAGGUCGCACUCGCGGGACCGCGACGAGCGCCUGAGCGGCCUGAGCGACCGCGGCGACGGCAGCGAGUCGUCGGGCUCGGAGAGCGGCGGCACCGGCCUGACCAGCCACCACGGCUCCUCGGACGGGCCGAGGCCCGACGUGUCGGUCGGCCCGCCGCUGCACCCGCCCAUCCUGCCCUACCUGUACCCGCCGGUGCCCGGCCUCUACCCGGGCCCCGGCCACCUGCUGCCGCCCAACCCGCUGGGCCUGCACGGCGGCGUCACGCCGGGCAUGCUGUUCAACGCCCAGCUCGCGCUGGCGGCCUCGCAGCACCCGGCGCUCUUCGCCGCCCACUACCCCCACCCGCUGGCCAGUCCGCUGCACUCGCUCAAGGGCCACCGGUUCGCGCCGUACAGCCUGCCCGCGCCGAGCCACGGCUCGGCCUUCGAGACCGUCACCCCGGGCAGCCGCGGCACGACCAUGAGCCCGCGCUCCCCGCCGCCGCGGCCGCCCACGGGCUCGCCCACGCCGGCCAGUGCGCAAGUCGCGUCCGGCGAGCUCAAGAGCAUCGAGAACAUGGUGAACGGGCUGCAGGACAAGCGGCCGCGGCUCAGCCCCGAGCUGGACCGAGGCGGCGGCGGCGGCAGCCCGUGACAGGAGCCGCGCCGCCGGCACAGCCAUUCCGAGUUGAGCGCUCCACGCUCGCUGGACGAGCAGAGGCAACCGCCCGACUCGACUAGCUCCUCGUAGCAGCCGUCGAUCCGGGGACGAGUGCAAUUGCUGUUGACGUGCGGCGGAUUUGCACAGGUGUGACCGCGCGCGACGGCGCGACGGCGCUCGCCGCUCUCUCGAAAUGGCCGGCUCCGGCGGCCAUUUCGUCGCGCCCGGGGGAGCGCGCCGAGUCCGCGCGCGCUCGUCGUUGCUCGCGCGUCCUUCUCUCUUCGAGGACCGCGAAAGACGCGCGCGCGAGAGUGCUUUCGGGAGGCUUCGAGUGACACGGACCGGCAGAUAUAUACAUAAUAUACAUAGGAAGCGCCCUCCGCGAUGUCUCCCUUUGACACGCCCCCCCCCCCCCCCCACCCACACACACACACGCGCGCGCCACAUAUUGACGCGCGCGAUGAGCCGACUUAGACGAACGACGGCGAUUGCAAAAACGGAAACGUUGGUUGUUCUCCUUUGUUUUCGCCUAGACUCGAUAAGAAUUUCAUCUAUUAAACGAUAAUUGCAAUAUUAAGCGCAUUCUCUUACAACUAUCUUGCAGCCCCUUUGUACAUACGUAAAACCCUAGUGAUAUAUUAAACACGAUAUCCGGUUAUAAAUAGAUAAAACAGCGAACAAAGAAGCAAGUAAGAAAUUGACCAACGAUAGGCGAGGCUCUCUACGGUAUACUCCGCGACGCCGAGUAUGCAUAUGAAUCCCAAUUGAUGUCGAAAUGUAUCGCGGUAAACGAGAGAGGGAUGGGCGAGGAGAGCGACGGCCGAGACGAGAGUAAAGCAAGAAAAGCAAAUAAAAAUAUCGGGCGACGACUUUUUGUGAUCCGAUCAUUAUCUUACGUAUGUAGUAGUUAGGCGUUCGCGAGUGUGCGAGUGUGCUCGAGGCGGCUCGAAAACUUGUAUAAAGCGUAGACAUUGAUGUAGAUAAUUUUAAUGAUGCGUAUGCUUGCAAGUGUGAGCGUGAGUGUAAGAGAAUAUUCAAGGAGCGAGAGAGAGAGAGAGAGAGAGAAAGAGAGUAAAGUAAAUUUUAAUCUUGUCGCGUCGUCGAUGAUCUGAUUCUCGUUUUACCUCCUUAUAGCGCACGCACCAUCCGCUUGCAUACAUAUAAGAAUGUGGCAUGCCGAGAGAAAGAGAGAGAGAGAGAGAGAGAGAGAGUGAGUGAAAGCGAGCAACAACAAAAAAACCAUGUAGUGAACUAGGCUAGUCCGAUAGCUGCACCUGUAUCAUACACGUGUAUCAUAAUUAUAUAAAUUAUCAAGCAAAAACAGGAGGGGAAGAGAGAGCAUUGGCGCACGAGAGUCGCGAAAGAGAGAGACAGUGAGAAUGAAUAAAAAGCUAUUAUUAACCCUACAAUGCUAUUAGUGGGUUCACCGAUUAAUUAUUUCUUUUUUUUUUCUCCACUUUUUUUCUGCUGUUUCUCCUCUCCUAACUCGCUCUUUUUCCUUACUUCCUCGUUAAUUGUAAAUUUUCAGCGACAAAACUCCUUCUUUUUUCUUUUCUCUUUUUGAUUUUUUUUGUUUGGGGCACGUGAGCAAUAAAAAACAAGCAACUUGGCGCGUAUUAUCGAAAAAAAAAAAAAUUCUUUCCCAUUGGUUAGUCCGGAAAUCAAAUCAUAAAAAUGUAUUAAAUAGUAUACAUACAUUAUUAUCUGUUAAAAUUGUCUAUAGCAUAUGAUACUGUAUUUAAAAAAUUGUUAUCUUCUUUUAAAUUAUAACAAAAGUAUAUAGAGUAAUUACGUACAAAUACGAUUCUUCAUUUUUUUCGUAGCAAUAAGAAAUAAUUUUUAACGGUGUAAAAAGUUUUCGAUUUGUAUCUUUACGUGUAGUAAUUAUAGUCAUUGUAUAUUUGUAGCAUGAAGUAAUAAUUAAAUUAAUAAAAAUUGGGAAAGCGUAUGAAGUAUGUCAUAAUUAUAGUACAAUUUAAUCCAUUUUUGUGAUGAAUCUGAAUUGACGAAAGCAUGAUAGCAGCAGAGCAUCAGCGAGUAAAAGAGUGUAGACGUGCAAACAUAUUGGCAUUGCAGGGUUAACAGAAGAACAUUUGUCAUUAGGCCUGGUUUCCUUAUUUUCUGUGAGAGUCUUAGUUUGGAUCUUGGACUGUGUAAAAAUUCUUAGUCAAGCGAAAAACCCAAUGGUUUUCGAUAUACUUAUGUGUAAGUAUAAAAGUGUGGGUGCAGCCUGUCGAACGCCGUGUCGAAAUCGCAACGCCUUUCGGCAAAUUUUCGGGCUCGCAGCCGAGUCCGGGCCGAGGCGCGAAUCUCGAGACUGCGGCUAGCGACGCGUGUUGAAGAAUUCAGAGAGAAAAUUAAGAAAUUUUAUCACGAUAACAAGUGACUGAGGAUUUUUAUUGUGUUUAGCGAAUUGCGGUCCACGUUAUCGAAUGCUGUACAUGUAUAUGAGAUAAACAAGCGCGUGGCGGGCUUUCAAGCGAGUCGAAGAGGAAAGACAAAACAAGCAAUAAUAUACAGAGGAAAAAAAGAAAUAAACGAACGAGGCUCCGAUCGCUCGCACUCUUGUCCACCAAUGUUAUUCCCGUUUACGAACGGAGUUGUUCGUCUUCUUUUAACACGGAUCGUUCGCCCUCGUUUUAAGACGGAACUUUUCGCCCUUAUAAGAUUAUAAGAUGGAAGAAAAACAAAGGUAUUCCUAUCGCUUGUAUUGUAUAUUGUACACUUUUAGUCUCCGAACCUUCCGAAAG